Molecule: messenger RNA, 863 nt
Organism: Dama dama (fallow deer)
Lineage: Eukaryota; Metazoa; Chordata; Mammalia; Artiodactyla; Cervidae
Gene: RANGRF
Product: RAN guanine nucleotide release factor
Exons: 5
Coding region: 148-708 (186 amino acids)
Biological process (GO): regulation of membrane depolarization; protein import into nucleus; heart contraction
Cellular component (GO): nucleus
Molecular function (GO): small GTPase binding; sodium channel regulator activity; transmembrane transporter binding
Source: RefSeq, a predicted model, not a curated record
GCGGGGCGGGGCCAAAUCUUAAAGAGUCGGAAACCAAGGGCGACCUGGAGGAGGCCACGGCUGCAGAGAAACGCAGGGAAGUGAUGGCACGUGGCCCCAUGUGGGUUUCUUUUAAAUCUUUAAUGCCUAUACUCUAGUCUCAGGCCCAUGGAGCCCACGCGAGACUAUCCACUGUUCGGGGGCGCCUUCUCCGCAACUCUCCCUCCGGGUGCCAUUGACGUAAGCGACCUCCGACCGGUCCCGGACAAUCAAGAAGUUUUCUGCCAUCGCGUGACAGACCAGAGCCUGAUAAUCGAACUUCUAGAGCUGCAGGCCCACGUGCAGGGCGAGGAGGCUGCCCGGUACCACUUUGAAGAUGUUGGCGGGGUGCAAGAGGCUAGGGCUGUGCAAGUGGAGACUGUGCAGCCCCUCGUUUUGGAGAACCUGGCCCUGAGGGGCUGCUGUCAAGAAGCCUGGCUCCUUUCUGGCCAACAGCAGGUAGCUAAAGAAAAUCAGCAGGUAGCCAAGUAUGUGACAUUGCAUCAGGCCUUGCUGCGGCUGCCCCAGUACCAGACUGAUCUCCUGCUCACCUUCAAUCAACCCCCCCCUGAGAAUAGGUCAUCUCUUGUCCCGGAAAAUCUGUCAAUUCUGCCCUGGAGCCUGGGUGACUUUGAACAGCUUGUGACCAGUCUGACCCUUCAUGAUCCCAACAUCUUUGGUCCCCAGUAAGGAUGCUGAAAUGCUGCAUAAUGCUUCUGAAGACCUGGGGCUUCUGUUCUGCAAGGGGAAUAAAGGGUUGGAUAUAUUCCCCUAAUUCCUUUCCAGUGCAUAAACACAAGACACCUCCUCUCUGCAGAAAUAAACUUGCUUUAUAACCAAUAUAA